AUGGAUUGUGUGAGCCCAAUCUAUACUAUUGCCACUGAUCUGUUCGGUUGCACCGUCAAGCGUGCCUCCCAUAUCCGUGGUCUCCGAGAAAAUCUUGAAUGCUUGAGAGAGGAAAUGGAGCUACUGAACCUUCGAAGUGAAGAUGUAAAGAGGAGAGUGGAACUUGGAAAGCAGCAACAGAUGACACCCAGAAGGGAAGUGGAAGGCUGGCUUCAGGACGUUGGUGAGGAGGAAAGUGAAGUAGCUGCAAUCCUCCACGAAGGGGAUGGAGCACUAGAGAAGGAAUGUCUUGGAAGAUUUUGUAAUAUUCGGUCGAGCUACAACCUUGGAAAGAGAGUGAGUCGAAAAAUCAGGCGGGUGAGGGAACUAUCAAGCAGAGCAGAUUUUGAAGCUGUGGCAUACAGGUUGCCUCGUGAUGUUGUGGAUGAAUUACCUCUUGGGCGUACCGUGGGCUUAGAUUCCUUGUAUGAGAAGGUGUGCAGCUUCCUCGCUAAAGAUUCAGUAGGAAUUGUCGGAUUAUAUGGAAAACGCGGAAUUGGAAAAACAACACUAAUGAAGAAAAUCAACAAUGCUCUCCUCGAAACAAGACACGACUUUGAUAUGGUGAUUUGGGUUUCAGUGUCCAAGCAAGCAAGCGUGAGAGCUGCUCAAGAGGUGAUUGGAAACAAAUUACAGAUCAUUGAUAGCAUGUGGCAAAAUAGAGGUCAGGAUGAAAAGACUAUACAAAUCUUCAAAAUCAUGAAAACAAAAAGGUUUUUGCUGUUUUUAGACGAUGCACAAGUACCACUUGAUCUCUCAGAUAUAGGAUUUCCUCUUCCUGAUGCUCGAAACAAGUCCAAAGUAGUAAUCGCAACUCGAUCAAUGAGAAUAUGCUGUAAGAUGGCAGCUCAAAGGAUAUUUGAAGUAGAGCCUUUGAAAUGGGUUGAAGCCUGGACUUUGUUCAGCGAGCUCGUCGGAGAGGACACUCUAAAUUUUAGUCCCAUGAUACAACAUCUUGCCCACAGCACUUUGGAGAGAUGCCAAGGUUUGCCAUCCGCCAUCAUAAUGGCUGGACGAACAUUGGCUGGCUGCAAGAUUGUCUGGAAAUGGGAACAAUUAACACAAGAGUUGGCGGAACUCAUAAAAGAAGAAAUUUCAGGGGAAGACAGGUGGCCUCAUGCUGUUGUAGAUGAAAUGCCUCUGGGGCGUACUGUGGGCUUAUAUUCCUUGCAUGAAAAGGUGUGCAGCUGCCUCGCUGAAGAUGAAGUAGGAAUUCUUGGAUUAUAUGGAAUACGCGGUGUUGGAAAAACAACACUGAUGAAGAAAAUCAACAAUGGUCUCCUCAAAACAAGACACGAAUUUGAUGCGGUGAUUUGGGUUUCAGUGUCCGAGCAAGCAAGCGUGAGAGCUGCUCAAGAGGCGAUUGGAAAAAAAUUACAGAUAAUUGAUAGCAUGUGGCGAAAUAGAAGUCAGGAUGAAAAUGCUAUAGAAAUCUUCAAAAUCAUGAAAACAAAAAGGUUUUUGCUGUUGUUAGACAAUGUACAGAAACCACUUGAUCUCUCAGAUAUAGGAUUUCCUCUUCCUGAUGCUCGAAACAAGUCCAAACCUGGACUUUGUUCAGCGAGCUCGUCGGAGAGGACACUCUAA
This is a messenger RNA of Vitis riparia (riverbank grape), 1626 nucleotides long. Its product is annotated as probable disease resistance protein At1g61310. The transcript has 3 exons. Gene Ontology annotation, molecular function: ADP binding; ATP hydrolysis activity. The record is from RefSeq and is a predicted model, not a curated record. Lineage: Eukaryota; Viridiplantae; Streptophyta; Magnoliopsida; Vitales; Vitaceae. The coding region runs from base 1 to 1626 and encodes 541 amino acids.